AUGCCUCCAAGAAGAAGAACCUCUACUGAGAAGGAGUCUUCUCGCCAACGUCUGAAAGCUCUAGAGAAUGGUAUCUUUGCCCUCGCAAAUCGAUCCACUGGUCCGGCUAACAACCAGUCUAUCUUUGAUCGUUUGAUCGUCACCGUCCCCCAGCCUAUGAGGGUACUACCGAUCCUAAAGAGGCUGACAACUGGUGGGGUAUGGUCAAAGCUGAAGGAGAGAUUCUAUCCGGACGAGUUGAGGUGGCUGAAAAGAGAAGAGUUUCUCUCUCUGGAACAGGGUUCUAUGUCAGUGCAAGCAUAUACUGACAAGUUCACAGAGUUGUCUCGUUUUGCUGCUGUUUUGAUCCCUUCUGAAGCUGAAAAAGUGAGGUUGUAUGUGAGGAGGUUAGACGCCCGGAUUAGGUUACCAGUGAUGUGUUCAGGUGCUGCAACUUUCCAGAGGGCUUAUGAAGUUGCCCUUAGUGUUUAUGCUGCAGUUCAGGAGGAAGAAGCUGCUAGGCGUGCUCUUACAGCCAUGAGGCCCCCUCCCUCAUUUCAUACUGCAAACCCCUCCAAGAAGUCUAAGCAUAUUCCUUCAAAGAAGGGGAGUACUUCUGAUUCUAGACCGAAGAAGUGUUCCAAGUGCCAGAAAGAUUGGCACCCUGGCAAAAACUGUGAUGAAUCUGUUGUCAAGUGUUUCUAUUGCAAUGGUGAGGGUCACCGUUCGUACUCUUGCCCUAAGAAUUCUGAUGAAGGCAAGACAAUUACUGCUGGUAAUGCCCCUCUCCGCAACAGGGUUUAUAAUAUGACCGAAACCGAAGAAGAAUCGGAUGUUGAUGUCAUUGCCGGUACUAUUCUCGUGAACUCUAUUCCUGCUUAUGUUUUAUUUGAUACUGGUGCUACUGCUUCUUUCAUCUCUUCUUCCUUUAUUGAAAAAGCCAAGUUGAACUCUUCUAUGUCUGUUAAAUCUGUGAUCUCCCUUCCUAAUGGGGAGAAAAUUUCUUGUAAUCGCGCUUUUCGAAGCGUUCCUGUUAUCAUUAACAAGGUAGAAUUGACUGCAAAUCUUAAAGAUUUCCCCAUGGACGAAUUCGAUGUGAUAUUCGGCAUGGAUUGGUUGAAGGAGUAA
Molecule: messenger RNA, 1107 nt
Organism: Amaranthus tricolor (Joseph's coat)
Lineage: Eukaryota; Viridiplantae; Streptophyta; Magnoliopsida; Caryophyllales; Amaranthaceae
Exons: 2
Coding region: 1-1107 (368 amino acids)
Biological process (GO): proteolysis
Molecular function (GO): aspartic-type endopeptidase activity; zinc ion binding; nucleic acid binding
Source: RefSeq, a predicted model, not a curated record